Leptinotarsa decemlineata (Colorado potato beetle) is the source of this 1408-nucleotide messenger RNA. RefSeq lists its product as uncharacterized. The record is from RefSeq and is a predicted model, not a curated record. Gene Ontology annotation, cellular component: chitin-based extracellular matrix. Gene Ontology annotation, molecular function: structural constituent of chitin-based larval cuticle. NCBI's taxonomy places the organism in Eukaryota, Metazoa, Arthropoda, Insecta, Coleoptera, Chrysomelidae.
GUCCUACGUAAAUAUAAGUGCAGAAUCUCGAGCAACAAAAACAGUUAAUAACAAUCAGUGGAACAAAGCAGAAUGAAAGUACUGAUACCAGUUACAAUUAUAUUUUGUGUAUUCACAUGCAGAGCUGAGGAUGAUGGUCAGUAUCACCCUGAUGAUGAAGGACAAUAUAUUCCUGAUUAUUCUGGCAGAUAUAUUCCUGACAACAGUGGAGCUUAUCGAGAUGAUGGUACUGGAAGGUUCUCUAAUGACGGAAAGGGACAGUAUCAAAAUUUAAUAGAUAAAUUCAAGUAUCAAAACCAGUUCAAUGCCAGAGGAAAUGCUGGAUCAGCUAGCACCAUCAAAAGUAACUAUAUUCGACCCACUGCUAAUAAAAUACCGGUGCCCAGUACGGCGAAAUAUGAUGAUGGUAGAUGGAGAAUCAUUCGUUUGGCCACUGACGUCAAUACCGAUGGUCUACACUGGGAGUAUGAAACCGAGAAUGAAAUUACUGGUGAAGAGAACACCAAAGUUCACAAUAAAGGCACCAAAGAAGAAAUAAUAAGAACUCAGGGAUUUUACAAAUAUAAAGGACCAGAUAACAAUGUAUACAAUAUUGAAUAUACGGCAGACGAGAAUGGAUUCAUACCCAGAGGCAAACAUUUACCACAAUCUCUCCAAAAUGUCAUCACUCUUAAUCGUAACUCGUAACUAGAAAGAUUCAUAAAAAAUUAUAGAUCAGUCAUUGUCACUCUCGUCACUUCAGUCAAGUUAUUUAUCAAUAAAAAUCGCAGUUGUGAGUUCUCUGAAAUUAGUGAUGAGACGUAAACAAUCUUUGGUUAUUACAUUUCAAUUCAAUUUUUAUUUUCUUAAAAUUAGAAUACAGAUUAUCAAAUCUUUAGAUAUUGCUCUUUAGAAAAUUUAGAGAUCGACCGCAUUAGCCGAGUCAAAAUUGCCUGUCUGCCAUGUGCUCGAUCAGAGAAAUUUAGAUUUAAAUGUACAUUGUAGCUAAAAUUAGACGUUUGUAGUUACCGUUAAAUACAUAAAAAAUGAAUGAAAUGAAAUUGAGUAUUUUCCAACUGCAUUUGUAGUGAAUCAAAAACAAAAUUUCAACUACAAACGAGGCUGAUGAAUGUAGUAGAGUUCAUUUUCUUGUAGUCUCAUCAGUUACUGAGAAAUCACUGUUGAUACUAUUCAAACUACGACAUACGACUAGCAAUGCUACAUACGACUAGCAAUGAAAUAGAUUUUAAAUUGAUUGUAGUUUAUUCUAACACAGCACUCGUUUAAAAACUACUAAUAAUUGUAUAAAAUGUUGAAGUACAUUCAACUUCAUCGUUUGUAGUUUGAGGACAAUUGUUAUUUUAUGAUUUGAAGUCUUAUUAUCCUAGCUUUUUUGCUAUGCUUCAAAAGAAUAUAAAAUAAAUUAAUA